AUGCCACCAAGUGCCUCGCUGGUGCAAAAAAGACUAUCCCAGAGGCUAAAAAUCACAACACAAAUCACCUCGCGGAACUUAUCUCAAAAUGCCAAGCCUGUGUCAAGCUCACUAUCUCCUCGAACUGGUCGGCCACGCACCGAGGUUGCACUUCCCAGUCAAGAGAAAAACAGCACUGCGCUUCAAUAUGCCUUGACUACAGUUGAUAGCGUUGCGAACUGGGCUCGACAAGGCUCCCUCUGGCCGAUGAGCUUCGGCCUAGCCUGCUGCGCCCUCGAAAUGAUGCACUGCUCCAUGCCCCGUUAUGACCAAGACCGUCUGGGUAUUAUCUUCCGUGCUUCGCCCCGUCAAUCGGACGUCAUGAUCGUGGCAGGCACUGUCACAAAUAAGAUGGGACCGGCACUACGUCAAGUGUAUGACCAGAUGCCCGAGCCACGUUGGGUUAUUAGCAUGGGUAGUUGUGCGAAUGGUGGAGGCUACUAUCAUUACAGCUACAGUGUUGUCAGAGGCGUUGAUAGGAUUGUCCCUGUUGAUAUUUAUGUUCCAGGCUGCCCUCCGACUUCCGAGGCCCUUCUUUAUGGAAUUUUUCAAUUGCAAAAGAAGAUGAGAAAGACAAAGGUAACCCGGAUGUGGUACAGGAGAUGA
Penicillium pulvis is the source of this 645-nucleotide messenger RNA. RefSeq names its product NuoB/complex I 20 kDa subunit family protein. NCBI's taxonomy places the organism in Eukaryota, Fungi, Ascomycota, Eurotiomycetes, Eurotiales, Aspergillaceae. Gene Ontology annotation, molecular function: NADH dehydrogenase (ubiquinone) activity; 4 iron, 4 sulfur cluster binding; quinone binding. Bases 1 to 645 code for a protein of 214 amino acids. The transcript is spliced from 2 exons. The record is from RefSeq and is a predicted model, not a curated record. Gene Ontology annotation, biological process: aerobic respiration; mitochondrial respiratory chain complex I assembly; electron transport coupled proton transport.